Molecule: messenger RNA, 630 nt
Organism: Capsicum annuum
Lineage: Eukaryota; Viridiplantae; Streptophyta; Magnoliopsida; Solanales; Solanaceae
Exons: 1
Coding region: 1-630 (209 amino acids)
Source: RefSeq, a predicted model, not a curated record
AUGACGGGGUAUGCUAAAUUCAUGAAGGACCUUGUGAUGAAGAAUAAACCAGUGAGCUACAAACCAGAGGAUAAUCUCCAUCAUUGUAGUACUAUUUAUAUGAGGUCCUUGGUAAAUAAGAAGGCGAACCCUGGAGCAUUCACUAUUCCUUGUACAAUUGGAUCUGUGGAAUUCGCUAAGGUCUUAUGUGAUCUAGGAGCGAGCAUUAAUCUGAUACCGCUGGUUGUAUUUAAAAGGAUGGGUUUGGGAAAUCCCAUACUCACCAUCAUACAACUGGUGAUGGUGGAUAGGUCUGUAAAGCAGCCAGUAGGAAUAAUACAUGAUGUAUUGGUAAAUAUGGCCAACUUUAUACUUCUUGUUGAUUUUGUAGUCCUAGACUGUGAGUUUAAUUUUAAAGUACCCGUCAUUUCUAGUAGACCAUUCCUUGAUACUGGGAGAGUAGUAGUAGACAUAGAGCUAAAUGAUCUAAAGUUCAAGUCGAAGGACAAAGAAGCAAGACUCAAAAUCCAUUCAUCCAUGACACAACAAAAGAAGAUGAGUGUCUUCUCAAUCUUGGAUGUGUUUUAUGAAGAUGGGAAAGAGGUAGCAGCAUGGUGUCAUGAAAAAGUCUUUGUAGUCAAGAUAACCUAG